GGCUGAAGUUAAUGCAAUUGCGUAAGAGAGAGGUGUUGAAAACAGAGCGAGUCGACGACUGCACAAGAAAAUCAGAAUUUCAGCAGCAAUGCCAUCACGAAAGCUUCGCGUGGCUGCGGCCCAGAUGGGCGCAACACAUUACAAUGACCCCCGGCCCAAAACAUUGAACCGCAUGAUAUCACUUCUUGAAGCCGCAGCCGCAAAGGGAGCACAGCUAGUUCUCUUCCCUGAAGCCGCCUUCACAACCUUCUUCCCCCGGCAUUUGAUCAACGACCCCUCGGAACUUGACUCUUUCUUCGAGCACGGCGAUGUAGCGACGCAGCCGCAGACAAAGCCGUUCUUUGAUAAGGCCAACCAGCUCGGCGUCGACAUCUCGGUCGGCUUUGCCGAAAAAGCCGACAAUGGCGAAACCUUCAACUCAUGCAUCUACUACCACGCAAAGAGCGGCUCUAUCCUCUCGAGAUACCGCAAGAUCCAUCUCCCGGGCGACUUUGAGCCCUUUGCAGAUCCAGAUGCCACCAACCAGCUGGAAAAGCGCUACUUCAAGCCCGGCGACCUCGGGUGGAAUGCGUUCCGGGUACCCGAUUUGACGGAGCCGGAGGCAGCACCGGAGCGCGGGGACCCCAUCUUCGGCAUGAUGAUCUGCAACGACAGGAGAUGGGCCGAGAGCUGGCGCGUCCUGGGUCUGCAGGGCGUCGAGGUCGUGCUCUGUGGCUACAACACAGCCGGCUUCGCGCCGCAUCUCUGGGGAACUAGCGCCAGCAUGGAUCCGGACGAGGCGCGGAACAAGGCCGUCUUCCAUCACAAGUUGGUGAUGCAGGCUCAUAGUUACACGAAUGCCUGCUUCAGUAUCAGUGCAGCGAGGUGUGGUCUCGACGAUGGGAAGUACGACCUCAUUGGCGGAAGCUGCAUCACAGGACCGGAGGGCGAGGUCAUCGCUGAGGCAUCUACGACCGAGGAUGAGGUUGUCUAUGCGGAAAUCAACCUGGACGAGUGCCGGCCGGGUAAAGAACGCACAUUUGACUUUGCCAGGCAUCGUCGCGUGGAGCAUUACGGCCGUAUCACAGAACAGACCGGCGUCGUGGAGCCCCCCAAGCUCACAUCUUCCACCGAGCAGAAUAACGAUAGAGCAGCAAGCAAUGGCAUCACACCCCGAAAGACUGAAAAGAAGAUCCGCAUCCUCCUCAUCAACCCAAACAGCACCCGCGCCAUGACCGACGCCUGCGUCGCAAUGGUCGAGAGCCAAUUACCCCCAGACGUCCUGGUCACAGGCUUCACAGCGCCCAGACCGGCGCCCUCAGCCAUCGAGGGCAGCUUCGACAACGUAAUGUCCGCCGCGGCUGCGGCCCGCGCCGUCCUGCCCCUUGCGGCGACGCACGACGCCGUCUUGGUGGCGUGUUACUCUGAUCAUGCUCUCAUCCGCAUGCUUCGCGAGGAACUCCCCCGCCAGCCCGUCAUCGGGAUCAUGGAGGCCUCGCUCUUCGCGGCGCGUACGCUGGGCGGACGGUUCGGUCUCAUCGCUGUGAGUGAGCGGUCAAAGGUGUUGCACGAGGAUAGUAUUCAUCACUACGGCUUCUCAAUGUCCUGCGCCGGCGUAGUGUCGUGUAAGCUGGGUGUGUUGGACCUGCACGAGAAGAGCCAGAAUGAGGUUAUGGGGAUCAUGGCGGCCGUCGGGAAGCGGCUCGUGGAGGAAAAGGGGGCCGAUGUGCUGCUUUUGGGAUGUGCGGGUAUGACUCCGCUCAAGGGAGCCGUGGAGGCGGCUGUCGGAGACGGGGUGCAGGUUGUUGAUGGCGUGUUGGCCGGGGUGCAUCAUCUAGUCGGAUUAGUUAGAAUGGGCGGUGCCACAGCCAAGAGAGGCGUGUACAAGAGCUCUGGUGACGGACGAAAGGCGAGGGGACAGGAUUGGAUCUAGAGUUGGCCGCGGGAAUAACAACUUGAGCUUAAAUGGAACAAGUAUCAGCCGAAGUCAUGCACCAGUAACCAUGGAGCUUGUUGCUAUCGAAUGCAGGGUUGUUUUGCUCAUGAUCCAAUCGGCCAAC
Colletotrichum phormii is the source of this 2039-nucleotide messenger RNA. RefSeq names its product carbon-nitrogen hydrolase. The record is from RefSeq and is a predicted model, not a curated record. NCBI's taxonomy places the organism in Eukaryota, Fungi, Ascomycota, Sordariomycetes, Glomerellales, Glomerellaceae. The transcript has a single exon. The coding region runs from base 89 to 1912 and encodes 607 amino acids.